CUGGGAGGAAUGGCAGGAUCUGGACGAUGCUCAGAGGACCCUAUACAGGGAUGUGAUGCUGGAGACCUACAGCAGCCUGGUGUCCUUGGGGCAUUGCAAUCCCAAACCUGAGGUGAUCGCCAAGCUGGAGCAGGGAGCACAGCCAUGGAUGAGAGAAGAAGGCCCAAGCCAUACACUCACAGGGCACUGCACCCCCAGCCCAGAGGAGACCAUCAAACUGGAGCAGGGAGCACAGCCAUGGAUGGGAGAAGAACACCCAAGCCCGACCCUUACAGGUUUGAAUCCAGCAUUUUCACAGGCACCCAUUUGGAUAAAGCAGCUGCUCUCCAGGUGUUUUGCUUCUGUCUCAUAGAAAAGUGGGAACUAUUGACAUUCAGAGAUGUGGCCAUUGAUUUCUCUCCAGAGGAGUGGGAAUGCCUGGACCCUGCCCAGUGGAAUUUAUAUAGGGACGUGAUGUUAGAGAACUACAGAAACCUGGUCUCCCUGGGUCUUGCUAUAUCUAAGCCAUAUCUGGUCACCUUUCUGGAGCAAAGGAAGGAGCUUUGGAAUAUGGAAAGAGAAGAAAUAGUAGCCAUUUCCCCAGCUGUAUCUUCUCAUUAUAUCCAAGACUUUUCAGGAGAGCAGUGUAUAAAACAUUUGCUCCAGAAUAUGAUAAAGGGAAGAUAUGGAAAUUGUGGCCUUGACAAUUUAUACGUAAGGAAAGAAUGGGAAAGCAUGGGUGAGAGUGAAGGUCAGAGUAUAUGUUAUGAUGGACAUAACCAAUGUGUGAUACCUGUCCACAGCAAAAAAUUGUUGGUCAAUGGAGAUGAAGAGCAUCCAUCAUCUCAGAAAAGAUCUCAGUUUAUUCCAGUUUCUUCUGAAGAGCCAUGUGUUUGUAUAAGUAAGUAUCCACACCAAUUUUUGAAAGAUAACUUCCCUUUGAAAGGAAAAAUAGAGAAUCUGAAAAGGGGCCUACCUCAUUCUACUGGGUUAAACUUUAACUUAAACAUCUCUAUUGACAAUGGAUUUAAAAAUGAAGAAAUUUGUAAAUGUGAUCAGUUUGAGAGUCCCUUUAGAAAAAGUUCAUCCUGCAAUGAAGAAACAAUUUCUCCUUUGGUCAAAAUACACAAUUUUAAUGAUUAUGAUAUUUUUACUUUCCCAUUAUUGAUUAAUCCAGAUGCAGAUAUGGAUAUCUGGAAUGUACACUACAUUCAUAAUGAAACUAGGAAUCCCUUUAGCCAGGGGUCUAUUCUAAAUAAUUACCCAGAUACUUACAUUGGUGAGAAAAUUUACGAACGUGAUGAAACUCACAAAGACUUCAUCUGUGGCUCAAAUCCUUGGAAACAUGAGUGGACUUGCUUUCCAAAGGGUCUUUCUCAAGAUAAAAAAGGUAGGAAAAUCUAUAAAUACUCAAAAUUUGCUACCCUCCCAAGUAUCCAUAUUCAAAACAACACUUACAGAUAUAAAGAAUGUGGCAAAACUUUUAAUCAAAUUUUAGACCUUAUUCAAUAUCAGAAAAUUCAUUCUGGAGAGAAACCUUACAAAUGUAAAGAGUGUGGCAAAGCCUUUACCCACGAUUCAAGGCUUAAACAACACCUGCACGUUCAUGGUGUAAGAAAGAAACCCUGUAAAUACAAAGAAUGUGGUAAAGCUUUUAAUCAGAUCUCAGGUCUUACUCAAAAUCAGAGAAUGUAUACUGGAGACCAAUCCUACAAAUGUAAAGAAUGUGGGAAAGUCUUUACCCAGGAUUCACGACUUAAACAACACCUGAGAAUUCAUAGCACUGGAGAGAAACCCUACAAAUGUAAAGAAUGUGGCAAAACUUUUAAUCAAACUUCAGGCCUUUCUCGACAUCAGAGAAUCCAUACUGGGGAGAAACCUUACAAGUGUAAAGAAUGUGGCAAAGCCUUUGCCCAGGACUCAAGCCUUCGCCAACAUCAGAGAAUUCAUACUGGAGAGAAACCCUACAAAUGUAAAGAAUGUGGCAAAACUUUUAAUCAGAUCUCAGUCCUUACCCGUCAUCAUAGUAUUCAUACUGGAGAGAAACCCUACAAAUGUAAGGAAUGUGGGAAAGCCUUUAACAGGCUUUCAUAUGUUGCACAACACUACAGAAUUCAUACUGGGGAGAAACCCUACAAGUGUAAUGAAUGUGGCAAAGCCUUUACCCUGUAUUCAAGCCUUAGAAACCACCUAGGAAUUCAUAAUGCUGGUGAGAAGCCCUACAAAUGUAAAGAAUGUGGCAAAGCUUUUAAUCAAAUUGCUAACCUUUCUGUACACAAAAGAAUUCAUACAGGAGAAAAACCCUACAAAUGUAAAGAAUGUGGCAAAGCCUUUAAUGUUCGUUCAAACCUUACUCAACAUCAAAAACAUCAUACUGGAGAGAGACCCUACCAAUGUAAAGAAUGUGGCAAGUCCUUUAUUCAAAUUUCAAACCUUAUUCAACACCGGAGAAUUCAUAUAGGAGGAAAGCCCUACAAAUGUAAAGAAUGUGGCAAAGCUUUUAAUCAAAGCUCAAACCUCAUUCGGCACCAGAUAAUUCACUUAGGAGAGAAACCCUAUAGAUGUAAACAAUGUGGCAAAGCCUUUAAUGGUUCUUCAAAUCUUACUCUCCACCAGAGAGUUCAUACUGGAGACAAACCCUACAAAUGUAAAGAAUGUGGCAAAGCAUUUAAACGAAUCUCCAGUGUUACUGUACACCAGAGAAUACAUACUGGAGAGAAACCCUACAAAUGUAAAGAAUGUGUCAAAGCCUUUAGCGAUUGUUCUGCCCUUAUCCAACACAAAAGAAUUCAUACUGGUGAGAAACGAUACAAAUGUAAAGAAUGUGGUGAGGGCUUUAAUAAAAGCUCUCGACUUACUAUGCACCAGAGAAUUCAUAAUGGAGGGAAACUCUAUAAUUGUAAAGAAUGUGGCAAAGUCUUCAAUGAUUGUUCAACUCUUACUAACCAUCACAGUAUUCAUACUGGAGAGAGACCUUACAAAUGUAAAGAUUGUGGCAAAGCCUUCAAUGAUCGUUCAACUCUUGCUCAGCACCAUAGAAUUCAUACUGGAGAGAAGCCAUACAAAUGCAAAGAAUGUGGCAAAGCUUUUACUCAAAGCUCACACCUUACCCGACACCAGAGAAUUCAUACUGGAGAGAAACCCUAUCAAUGUAAAGUAUGCGGCAAAGCUUUUAAUCAAAGCUCAAACCUUACUCAACACCAGAAUAUUCAUAGUGAGGAUAAAUUGUAAAAAUGUAAAGAAAGUGGCAACUCUUAUUCAGAUUUCAAACCUCAUUCGUGGAAUGACUGUGGGAAGAUCUUUGUCCCAAAUAUACUUGUCAG
Molecule: messenger RNA, 3302 nt
Organism: Chinchilla lanigera (long-tailed chinchilla)
Lineage: Eukaryota; Metazoa; Chordata; Mammalia; Rodentia; Chinchillidae
Gene: Znf721
Product: zinc finger protein 721
Exons: 7
Coding region: 145-3210 (1021 amino acids)
Biological process (GO): regulation of transcription by RNA polymerase II
Molecular function (GO): RNA polymerase II cis-regulatory region sequence-specific DNA binding; DNA-binding transcription factor activity
Source: RefSeq, a predicted model, not a curated record